Molecule: messenger RNA, 3319 nt
Organism: Arvicola amphibius (Eurasian water vole)
Lineage: Eukaryota; Metazoa; Chordata; Mammalia; Rodentia; Cricetidae
Gene: Tfpi
Product: tissue factor pathway inhibitor
Exons: 7
Coding region: 420-1103 (227 amino acids)
Biological process (GO): negative regulation of peptidase activity
Cellular component (GO): extracellular region
Molecular function (GO): serine-type endopeptidase inhibitor activity
Source: RefSeq, a predicted model, not a curated record
AGGCUCUUCUGAGCCUUUAAAACCCCAGGCCUUCAGAGGAGACCGGGUUUCCGGCUGCCGGACUACUCUCUCUGCUUAGACUGGGUUUUCCGCUGCCGGAGUACUCUCUCUGUUUAGCAUAGGGUCUUUUUCUCGGUGUGGCUGCUGCGUGUGUGUUUCCUCAUCCUCACAGACGUCUUCCUUCAACUGCCGAGUCUGUCAAAAAAAAAAAAAAAAAAUCUGUUGCAUUUCAGAUUUUUUUUCUGCCUUUUAUUUCUUUAACUGGUAGGAAAGCUGAACCCAAUCAAGACCCCCUAGGCCGUAUUAUUUCUAGACUGACUUGUCAUUUUGGGGGCUGGCCUCCGGAUUUCUUCUGAAGACGGUAUAAUUUUGAAACCUCAUCCCUGGAUCUCUUUUGAGGACCAUCGACUCACCAAGAAAUGACUUAUAUGAUGAAGAAAGAACGUGCCUUUUGGGCAUCUGUGUGUCUGUUGCUUAGCGUCGUCCCUGAGCUUCUCAAUGCUCUGCCUGAGAAAGUUGAUGAAUCUUCAGAAACCACAGAUUCUGCGCUGCCACCAAUGAAACCGAAACAAACACUUUGCGCAAUGAAGGUAGACGACGGGCCGUGUAAGGCGUUGAUAAGGAGUUAUUUUUUCAAUAUUCUUACUCAGCAAUGUGAAGAAUUCAUAUAUGGGGGAUGCAGAGGAAACGAGAAUCGAUUUGAGACCCUGGAAGAGUGUAAGGCAACAUGCUUACCAGGUUAUAGAAAGACGCCCGUGAAGACAAUAUCCGCAGCAGGGAAGCCGGAUUUCUGCUUCUUGGAAGAGGAUCCUGGAAUCUGCCGAGGCCUCAUUACUAGGUAUUUUUACAACAAACAGUCAAAGCAGUGCGAACAAUUCAAGUAUGGUGGGUGCCUGGGCAACCAGAACAACUUCGAGACCUUGGACGCAUGCCGGAGCACCUGUGAGGACGCAGUGAAUGAGUUACCGAUGGUCAACUAUGUACCUGAACGAAAUACUGUAAAUAACACUUUGAUUACCCAAUCUACCAAAUCGCCCAUCCGUUGGGUGGCCUUGGGACUCCAUCACCUUUAUGAUAUUUUGAAAAAGCUCAUCUUUGGGUAGACUUCAAAAGCCUACUACUGCUAAUCCGUCUCCAGCACUUGGUCUCUGAAUGAGAAAGCAAGCACCUAAGUACUGCUCCAGGGCUGUUCUGCUUCAUGCCAGCCUCCAGGUCAAGGGAGAAUGACUAGAUGUAAUAAAGAAGACCCUGUGGCCACUUGAAACUCUCUCCUGACUCUAUCUAACAUAUGACCUGGGGUCAAGCUCCACAUACAUAGAAAAUGGUGGAAAAGAAACAAAUACAUAUAUAAUUAUAUAUAUACGUGCACAUACAUAUGUAUAUAUAUCAUUGUCAUUGGCCUUUUGGAAGAGGAAUAAUGUUGACAGAGAAGCUAUUCAAUAAUCAAAGUGUCACUGCUGACGUGUUUAUGUUAGAGAUCCGCAAUACAAUAUUUUCACUUCUAUGUUCUCUUGGAAGAUACUGAUCACACGCAGAGGAAUAUUGCAGUUAUGUAAAAUUUCUGGGAAAACAUCCCCCUACCAACUAGAGAAUUACACAUUUAAAUGCAUACCCCAUGAAUGCAUACAUCAUGAGCUCUGUGGACAGUGCUGUAAGCUUCAUUUCAUCAACAAGCACACACAGUUUGAAGCAAGUGUGGUGGCCUUCAAAUGUACGCUUGCCGAGAAGCCUAGAGUCUAUCUCAUCCUACGUAUUCCUGCAUAGUAAACCUGAUGGCUUGUGCGGACACCCUGGCGAGCUGGCUUUCCAUAAAUAGACAGCGUUAGCAGAGCUCACACCGGGCCUUCUACUUCCUGGCAGGAGCACUGGCACGGAGCAAGAAUGUGGCACUUCCUCUGCCAGAGUCGCAGCUGUCGCCCUGCCUACCUGGCAGAUCUCUUCACAGACAAUUCUGAGUCUAAUCAAAGACCACGGCUGUCCCAGAUAGCACAGCCCUCCAGAGAGGUGUUUCUCAAAUGUCAACAGAUACUCUUACUAGAGACGAAACGGACAGCUUCACUGGGGUCAACCAAAUUAGUUUAAAUGACAUUCGCACCGAAUAAAAUCAUAGAAAUUUAAGUUUGUGACAAUUAUAGGGCCACACCAAAAACUUAGUUGCGUAUUCAUACCGACCAGACCACUAACCAGCGCUACUAAUUUGUCAAGAUUUCUUGUUCUUAAAACAGUAGGAGAAUACAUAUUGGAAUACGAAUUUUGUAUUGACAGCCAAAAGAUAAAUGAGGAUUAAGAAUUAGUUUAGAAAUAUCUGCGCUACUCCGUCUUAAUUCUCCGAGUGUUGCCUUUCUCUGUCAAGAUUGGAUGAUCUCUGCAGAGAUGAAGUGAGAGGCACCACUAAAGAGCCCCAAGUCUACCUUUCGCAACACCACAGGGCUGUGCUCCCAGUUUUCAGUCAUGUGAAUGCCAGGAGCUUGCUCGCUGGUAUGCAUCUGAUCAUGGAGACAUAAAGGCCUGGCUGUGUUCUGUGAUUUCCAGAAUGACGCCAGGUGGAACACGCCAACCUAAUGAUUCCUGCCUUCAGGUGCCGGAGAGCUAUUUGGCUCAGCACUGCUGCCCAGGGCCAGUUUCCAGCCGCCUUGUUAGGGUUUUCUGUUUCAAUUCGGCACCUUUCCCCUGUUCAGACUCGAACACCACUUCACACACGUGAAGGGUGCAUGGACACAUUUGGGUCUCUUUGAUUGGCAAUUGAUGAGGAGAAGGGAUUUGGGGGUUAGAAAUAAUGAAUAUUCACCGACUUUAUCUGAUCACAUUACUGAAAUAUUCGCUCGGCAAGUCUAGAAGUGUUUUCUACUUAGCUCUAGAGCGCUGUCUCAGGGUGGGCAAGGACACGGGCUUCACAAGUGGAAUUGGAGCUUAAUUCCAGUUCUGUAAUUUCCCGACUUGUUUUGUACCCUUGAAAAAAAAAAGCAGGCAGCUUCUCGAAGCCUCUAGUUCUUAGCUACAUGUGGAAUGCAGUAUGUCAUAAAGUAUUUAAAGUCCCGCAGUAUUUGUGAAGCUCUUCAUCCUGUGUUGUCAUUAACAAGAAUAUUGAUUUUUAAGACCAGCUUGGUGAUGACAACAAUGACCCAGCUUCACCUAAGAUAUAUAGACAUAAAAGAAAUAGCUCAAAGAUACCUACUAGUGAAUCUUUUAUUAUAGUUUUAGUACAACUAAGGCUGUAACCUUGAACUGAAGAGUCUUAAUUCAUUAUAGUUAUCUGAAUUAAUACACAGUGCUUGUAAAAUCAAAGCGUAAGUAAAAUUUCAUUUUCUGUGUCUCUGGA